UGACUAUUGGUAUUGUAAGCCUCUCGGAAGAGGUGUUCUCCAUUAUAACGCUGUUUCUAAUUGCAGAUGAUACCCUAGCUCUCUCAUAUACGUGCAUCCACAGUUACAGCUGUUUAUCCCGAGAUAACGUGGCUUUGUGGCGAAGGUAUUUGGAGGCUGGCAGGCAUCGAGUGAGGCCUCAGGCCGGAACAACGUGUUCGAUGGCUCUCUCGAUCGAACCGAGUAACUAUCGGCUUAUAGUAGCCGCUCUAGCUCGCUCUGAUUGGCGUUUUCGGAAGGAGAAGAUUACUAAGUUAUUGAAAGGUGGCCAUUUGCAACGUCGUUUCUACCCAACGAAUUGUCGCAAGGAUCUUCUCUUGCGAGUCGACCCGAUAUGCCUAAAAGAGUUUGCAGCUAAGCAACGCGGUCAAUGCUCCACGCAUCGGCGGUCAGCGUUUCCAAUGGCGAGUUGUGAACGGGAAAGUGCGAAUAGUAGUAUUUUAACGAGGUUGGUUACCCGUGGAGAUGAGGGGUCUCUGAGGCGUAUCCUGAAGCGAAUCGGGGAUCGCCUGAGCACUGUCGACAGAGUUAGAGCCGUUGAGAGCGCUCUUGCGGUUCAGAUGGUUACAGCGGAAAUGGCAGCAUGUGUCUGCAUGGUCCUGGAUAGUCACUCCAUGCCAGCGCUGGUGAAGUGGUCUACGCCUCCGGGAGAUACUGCUCUCCACGUUGCAUCCCGAUUUGGUCAUUCACUUCUAGUACAACGAUUAAUGGCUGCAUUGGAUGACGGAGAUACUAUGAAGGCUUUGGUGAAUCGGAGGAACCUGUUGGGGGAAACUGCUGCCCAUGUUGCACUCGAUGGGAAUCAUAUCAGCAUCGCCACAAUGUUAGUUGAGAAGUACGGCUGUAACUCUCGAAUCGCGGACCAGGCUGGUCGUACUGUCAUGUCAAUGAUGUCGAGAUUCAAGGACAAAAUCACAUCAUCAUAA
Perkinsus marinus ATCC 50983 is the source of this 965-nucleotide messenger RNA. RefSeq lists its product as hypothetical. The record is from RefSeq and is a predicted model, not a curated record. NCBI's taxonomy places the organism in Eukaryota, Perkinsozoa, Perkinsida, Perkinsidae. Gene Ontology annotation, molecular function: protein binding. The transcript is spliced from 6 exons. The coding region runs from base 201 to 965 and encodes 254 amino acids.